Propithecus coquereli (Coquerel's sifaka) is the source of this 1197-nucleotide messenger RNA. It is a transcript of the gene GPBAR1, whose product is annotated as G protein-coupled bile acid receptor 1. The coding region runs from base 46 to 1080 and encodes 344 amino acids. Gene Ontology annotation, molecular function: G protein-coupled bile acid receptor activity. Gene Ontology annotation, biological process: G protein-coupled receptor signaling pathway. The transcript has a single exon. Gene Ontology annotation, cellular component: membrane. NCBI's taxonomy places the organism in Eukaryota, Metazoa, Chordata, Mammalia, Primates, Indriidae. The record is from RefSeq and is a predicted model, not a curated record.
GGACAGCAACCUGUACCCCAUCCUAACUCUGGCACCCCAUCCUCCAUGCAGGCAUGCUGGCUGCUGUGCCAGGCCCACUCCAUCCCCAGGCCCAAGAUGAUAGCCAACAGCACCGAGGAGUGGCCCAGCCCUUUUCCCAAGGGGGUUCUGGUGCUCUCCCUGGCCCUGGCAAGCCUCAUCGUUGCUGCCAAUCUGCUCCUGGCCCUGGGCAUCGCCUGUGACCACCGUCUGCGCAGUCCACCUGCUGGCUGCUUCUUCCUGAGCCUGCUGCUGGCUGGGCUGCUCACAGGGCUGGCGCUGCCCAUACUGCCAGGGCUGUGGAGCCACAGCCGCCGGGGUUACUGGUCCUGCCUCUUCGUCUACUUGGCUCCCAACUUCUCCUUCCUCUCCCUGCUCGCCAACCUCCUGCUGGUGCACGGAGAGCGCUACAUGGCAGUGCUGUGGCCACUCCGGCCCCCUGGGAGCACACGGCUGGCCCUGCUCCUCACCUGGGCUGGCCCCCUGUCCUUUGCCAGCCUGCCUGCUCUGGGGUGGAAUCACUGGACCCCUGGUACCAACUGCAGCUCGCAGGUUGUCUUCCCAGCCCCCUACCUCUACUUUGAAACCUAUGGGCUCCUGCUGCCCGCCGUGGGUGCUGCUGCCGUCCUCUCUACCUGCGUGCUGGUCACUGCCCACCGCCAGCUGCAGGACAUCCGCCGGCUGGAGCGGGCAGUGUGCCGUGACGCGCCUUCAGCCCUGGCCCGGGCCCUCACCUGGAGGCAGGCAAGGGCACAGGCAGGAGCCACACUGCUCUUCGUGCUGUGCUGGGGGCCCUACGUGGCCACCCUGCUCCUCUCGGUCCUGGCCUAUGAGCAGCGCCCACCACUGGGGCCUGGAACAAUGUUGUCCUUCCUCUCACUGGGCAGUGCCAGUGCAGCAGCCGUGCCUGUGGCCAUGGGGCUGGGUGAUCAGCGCUAUACAGCCCCCUGGAGGGCGGCUGCACAAAGGUGGCUGCAGGGGCUACGGCGAAGGGCCUCCCGGGGCAGUUCCGGGCCCAGCACUGCCUACCACACCAGCAGUGUCGACCUGGACUUGAACUAGGGGAAGGGCCUCUGCUCACCCUACCAGAGCAUCCAUCCAACUCAGCCAAGCCUGUCUCCACAGGUUCCCAUUUCUCUGGGUGAGAGACCCCGCCCCAUCUGACCCCUCCGUGACUGA